UAUUUGACAAGAUUGCUUUGUAAUAUCAAGGAGAAAAAAUUGCAAAAUAUAACAAGAGGGCAGCAAAUAUUUGAGGACUACUGGAUGGCCGUAUCAUUUCUUCAUAUAAAGAACUCAUAUGUAAAGAUGACUAAAUAUAAACGCACAGACUUUGAGAAUGAGGAGUCAUCUAACACGACGGGUCAAGAAGCUGAAGGACCAGUGGAGAUGAAGGAGGAAAUUGGUUUCCGCAAUUUGAGCAAAACCAGCAAGCUAAGGUCAAAACUGUGCACUAAAAAAGCAUUAAUUCUUGCGUUAAUUGGUGUUUCAGUGGUGCUUCUUUUCUGUGUAAUUGGUCUUGCUGUUCAACUCCAAAAGUCAAAGAACAGGUACUGUUUGACUCCAACUUGCGUUAGUGUAGCAAGCAGCGUUAUCAACUCCAUGGAUAUAUCAGUGGAUCCAUGUGAAGAUUUCUAUAAAUACUCAUGUGGGGGCUGGAUUAAAUCACACCCCAUACCAGAUGGCUCAACCAGAUGGGGGACAUUUGGAACUGUUUGGGAAGAAAAUCAGUCUGUCUUAAAAAGAGAACUUGAAAAAGAGCCAGAGGGAAAAGUUGACCCAAACAAUGCUCGAGAAAAGGCACGCCGAUUAUACAAGUCAUGCAUGGAUGAAAACAAGAUCAUAGAAUCAUUGAAAGGGCAACCGCUGUUAGAUGUACUAGAUAGUUUAGGUGGAUGGAACCUAUUGGAGGACGUGCAAAAUCGUAGUUUUGACUUCAACAGUACAUUGAUUGACAUUGCAGUUAAGUACGACCUAGAUCUCAUUCAACCAUUUUAUGUUGUGGAAGAUGAAAAGAAUUCAAAAGUUCAUAUCAUAGAGGUAGAAAUACCAUCCUUGACUUUGCCAGACACCGAAUAUUAUUUGAAUAAGACAGCAAAUGCAGAUGUAUUGGACGCUUAUACUGAGUACAAUGUAAAGUUGGCUGUGUUGUUAGGUGCUCCGGAAAACAAAUCAAGAAUUGCAUUCAAAGAGGUGCUGGAAUUGGAAACCAGAAUUGCAAAUAUCACAGAUUUAAGCCCAGCAAGUACCUAUUAUAAAACCGAUGUCAAAUACUUACAGCAGAUCAUGCCAGCGAUUGAUUGGAUAUCGCUUAUGUCUGCUAAGUUCAAACCGGUGGAUAUCACCAUUAAACCAUCAGAACCAGUCGUAUUGUACAAUCAGGAAUUUAUAGUUAAUCUGUCAACAAUCCUGUUGGAAACAGAGCCUAGGGUCCUGCACAAUUACAUGAUGUGGCAAGUUGCAGAUUCUAUGGCAGAAUGGCUGAGUCAUGAGUUUACCGAUGCAGAACUUGAACUUGUAAAAGUUCUCUCUGGCAAGAAAAGCCCUACACAAAAAUGGCGGUUCUGUGUCGCCGUGGUGGACAAAUUGAUUGGAAUGGCUGCUGGUGCUAUGUUUGUAGAUGCUGCAUUUAAAGGUGGUGAUAGGAAAGCUGCUAAAGUUAUGAUUGAAGAGAUUCGUGAUGCCUUCAAAAACAAUCUUCCUGAUUUAGCGUGGAUGGAUGAUGAAACCAGGAGAGUUGCAGCAGAAAAGGCUGAAGCUGUAGUUGACCUCAUAGGCUUUCCAGAAUUCAUAAUGAAUGAAACGAGGUUGAAUGAUUAUUAUAAAAUUUUGACCAUCAACAGCACACAGUAUUUCGAGAAUAAUCUUCAGGUUCUAAAGGAGUCUGAAUUGGAUAUGUUGAGAAGCUUGCGACAACCUGUUUUAAGGCGGGAAUGGCUAAUGACUCCUCCAACAGUCAACGCUUAUUAUAUUGCCACUAAGAAUGAAAUAGUUUUUCCUGCCGGUAUUCUUCAGGCUCCAUUCUAUGAUGUUGACUAUCCAAAAUCUCUGAAUUUUGGUGGAAUUGGAGUUGUGAUGGGCCAUGAGUUGACGCAUGCAUUUGAUGAUGAGGGUCGUCGUUUUGACAAAUAUGGUAACCUACGACCCUGGUGGAACAAUCGGAGCAUAGAAAGAUUUGAAAACCAAUUGGAUUGUAUGGUUGACCAGUAUUCAAAAUACAAAGUUGACAAUGACAACGUUGAUGGGCAGCAAACUAUUGGGGAGAACAUUGCUGACAACGGUGGUCUUAAGUCUGCUUUUCAUGCAUAUCAAGAGUGGGUACAUGAUCAUGGUAAAGAAAAAGAAUUACCCGCCAUUGGACUCAGUCAGGAGCAGUUGUUCUUUGUUGGCUUUGCUCAGGUGUGGUGCACCUCUAGCACACCUGAAGAUGCACACCUGCAAAUCUUGACAGAUCCUCAUAGCCCAGCUAAGUACAGGGUCAUAGGAACAUUAUCUAAUUCAGAGGAUUUUGCUGAACUUUACGAUUGCAAAAAGGGAUCAAGGAUGAAUCCAGCUAAUAAAUGUGAAGUUUGGUAAAGCCAAGUGCGGAUUACUCUCAACGCCAACAUGACACGCAUUGUAAGCUAGUGAUGGCGAGUAGCAUUUGGUAUGUGGCAGCUGACAUGAAGCAUGUGACAUGUGGUAACUGAAGUGAGGCAUAUGUGAC
Molecule: messenger RNA, 2524 nt
Organism: Anneissia japonica
Lineage: Eukaryota; Metazoa; Echinodermata; Crinoidea; Comatulida; Comatulidae
Product: endothelin-converting enzyme homolog
Exons: 19
Coding region: 85-2394 (769 amino acids)
Biological process (GO): protein processing
Cellular component (GO): plasma membrane
Molecular function (GO): metalloendopeptidase activity
Source: RefSeq, a predicted model, not a curated record